Molecule: messenger RNA, 1212 nt
Organism: Aphidius gifuensis
Lineage: Eukaryota; Metazoa; Arthropoda; Insecta; Hymenoptera; Braconidae
Product: acyl-CoA Delta-9 desaturase-like
Exons: 5
Coding region: 63-1181 (372 amino acids)
Biological process (GO): unsaturated fatty acid biosynthetic process
Cellular component (GO): endoplasmic reticulum membrane
Molecular function (GO): iron ion binding; stearoyl-CoA 9-desaturase activity
Source: RefSeq, a predicted model, not a curated record
UUUUUAAUUAUUUAAAUAUUUUUUUGGAUUUUACUGGAAUUUUUAAACUUGUUGUUUUUAAAAUGGCACCGAAUCUCUAUGGAAAUUCGGCGACACUAUUUCUCGAAGCAUCACAAAAUGUAGAUCAAAAUAAUAAAUCAAAUGAUUUAAAUGAUACUAAAAAUGAUGAUAAUAAAAAAAAUACACGUAAAUAUAAAUGGCAAAUUGUAUGGAGAAAUGUUGUUGCAUUUAUUUAUUUACAUGGUGGUGCAUUGUAUGGUUUAUAUCUAAUGUUUACUGGAGCUAAAUUAUUAUCAACAGUAUUUCAUUUAUUACUGAGUUUUUUGGCUGGUGUUGGAAUAACAGCUGGUGCUCAUCGACUAUGGGCACAUCGUGCAUACAAAGCUAAAUGGCCAAUGAGAGUUAUCCUCAUGGUAUUUCAAACAGUUGCAUUUCAGAAUCAUAUUUACGAGUGGGUAAGAGAUCAUCGAGUACAUCAUAAAUUUACAGACACUGAUGCUGAUCCACAUAAUGCAACACGUGGAUUUUUUUUUUCUCAUAUUGGCUGGUUACUUGUACGUAAACAUCCUGAUGUUAUUGCUAAAGGAAAAACAGUUGAUAUGAGUGAUCUUGAUAGUGAUCCAGUUGUUGUUUGGCAAAGAAGAUUAUAUAUUUUAUUAAUGCCAAUAUUUUGUUUUUUAUUACCAACAUGGAUACCAAUUCAUUUUUGGAAUGAAAAACCAAUGUAUGCAUGGUAUUUAACAAUAUUUAGAUAUACAAUAUCAUUAAAUUUAACAUGGCUAGUUAAUUCAGCAGCUCAUAUUUGGGGUACCAAGCCAUAUGACAACUCAAUAAGUCCAACUGAUAAUCUUAAAAUAGCAAUUGGUGCAUUUGGUGAAGGAUGGCAUAAUUAUCAUCAUGUUUUUCCAUGGGAUUAUAAAGCAGCUGAAUUAGGUAAUUAUCGUGGUAAUGCAACAACAGCAUUUAUUGAUUUAUUUGCAUCAAUGGGACAAGCAUAUGAUCUUAAAACAGUACCAGUAUCAAUGGUUGAAAAAAGAGCAGCAAGAACUGGUGAUGGUACUAGAAAUGGAAAAAAACAUAAUAAAACACAUUCACAUGAGGGUGCCAUUUGGGGCUGGGGUGAUCAAGAUAUGUCUGUUGAUGAUAUUAAUGAUGCACAAAUUAUCAACAAGGGUGAUUAAAUUAAUUACAAUAAAUUAUCAAAAAAAAACA